Molecule: messenger RNA, 519 nt
Organism: Caenorhabditis remanei
Lineage: Eukaryota; Metazoa; Nematoda; Chromadorea; Rhabditida; Rhabditidae
Exons: 3
Coding region: 1-519 (172 amino acids)
Cellular component (GO): mitochondrion
Source: RefSeq, a predicted model, not a curated record
AUGAAGUUGGCUCUGAGACUUCUCCGACCGGCCGCCAAUCAGAAUAUCAAGACGCCGAAGCUUUGGCAAGAUCCGGUGCUCGGAUACUUUGAGACUCACGGAAAAACCGAAUUCUUGCCAGGACAUGAGUAUAAUUUGAGCGACGAGGAGAAGAAGGCGGUUUUGUGGAGAUACCGUGUGAAGGAGAUCCUCAAAAAGGAGUAUCUCCGCCGCGAGUACGACCCUCACAGCUUCAAAUACAAAGAGGGCGUGACAAUGGAUCCAGCAAUGUUCCGUUGGUAUUCGGCCGACAUGACUCAGGCGGAGUUCUUCCGUUUCACACCACGUACCGUCUUUCUCUACGUCGGCACCGUAUUCGCCCUCUUCUAUAUCUACACUCGUUUGAUGUUCGUCCCGAUGGACAAAUCGAAUGAGGCGUGUCUCGACGGAAAGAUUCUCUGGUGGGAUCGUCAACAGGGAAGAACUCUUCAGACUGGAGGAUCCGGACUCUUCGCUCCGACUAUUGGAAUCGAUUUUUAA